AUGAAUCGAUUCUUUACAACUCCAGUUUUGCAAAGAUUCCUUGACGAGCCUUUGUGGGUUUUGUGUCCCACGUGGUGUCAGAGAAGUAAAAAACAAAAGGCCAUUCUUCGCCUUCUGCUUGUCCAUGUGGACAGCGAAAGUCACACGAACAAUGGAGAAAAAAUCCUAAUGGUCAAUUUAAUAAGGCUAAUUGAAAAGGAUACAAUGGAACUUUUUUCCUGCUAUCCAAAUAUUUGGAAAGGAAAUAACUCCGCUUUUUUUUUUUACAUUUUGGCGGCACAACAUGUUGAGAAAAAUUUGAGCAGCAGUUUUUUUUCCCUCCUUAAAAUAUCACAGAGCGCUUACAAAAAUGUGUACAUAGCUUUGCUGCUGUUCAGUUCGAACGACUUUGAAACGAAAAUGAGAUGUUUGAAAUAUAUUUUUAACCAGUGUGUGCUGAGUGAUGGGAGUGCACAUGAGGGGAAGAAGGAGGUCGGCCAAGUAGAACGCACGAUCUCCUUCACCGAAGCAACAAAGUAUUUCCACUUUCUAGUGGAAGAAAACGAAUCUAUAAACGUCGAAAGACAGAUGAGUUGCUUCUUCUUUUCUGUGAUAGCUGAUUUGAUCAGACAGGACUACGUCUCGUUGCUGAGGGAGAGGUACUGCAAGGAGGGGAGAGUCCUGACUCUACGUGUCCCUCUUGGGGGGGAUGGUGAUGGAUGCAAAUCUUGGGGAGGCCAACACAAAUAUGAACAAUUUGGUGCAUACAGGCAAAUGAAAAAGGAGAAAGACCAACUUCGGUUGAAGCUCCUGGUGAAACGAAUGAGCAGGAAGAAAUCAAAAACGAAAAAGGAAUACGUGAAUGACCUAAUUCUCUAUACUGCUAGUAGAAAUAUUUUAAGUGCCUACUUUGGAAAAAAUGAGGAUGCCAUUAUUAGUGAGCAUCUGAGGGGGGGUGAACAAAAUGUGGGUAAUAAACAGUUCGCAGAGGAGAGCCGAAAAGGGGACUACUUCAAAGGGGACUACUUCAAAGGGGACUACUUCAAAGGGGACUGCUUCAAAGGGGACUACUUCAAAGGGGACUGCUUCAAAGGGGACUGUUUCAAAGGGGACUGCUUCAAAGGGGAAGGAAUCAAAAAAUUAACCACACCUAAAAGGGGAAGCACACACUACAACGUAGCAACAGAGGAAGAAGCAACCCUGUGCUGCACCAUUGAGAAGCACUACGAUGUAGACUUCCUCAAGGGGAUUUUCUUAUAUGUAAAAUAUAUGAUAAAUACAUAUUACGAGAUUUUUGAAAGGGAGAAAAAAAGCAGCUCGGUUGAGAUGAGGAGGAAUUACUUCACCUGUUUCAUCACCCAUAGUAUAACCAUAUUGAAACACAUAUGUUUGCUGAACGGUAACUUUAUCAACAGCUGCUAUGAAUUGAUAAAGGAUGUUAAAAAGAAAUUUGCAGCUCACAUGAACACAUCUAUCAUCAUCCCUAUGGCAGAAUUUAUUUUAUUUUUCUCCUUCCCCGAGAAAUUUUUCCAAGUGUCUAAUUACCUCUUUACCCAUUUUGUAACAGAAUUUAAAAGCUACCUUCCAGCCGUCACCUUUUUUGAUUUCAUCAUGAGGAAUGUUAACAUUCUUGAUCAGAAGAAAUUUUUUUUUAAAAAAUUUUGCUCCAUCAUAUUGAAGACCUAUUUUUUUCACCACCAAAUUUUCAAGCAUGACUUAAUUGCCCUUUUGCCUUGCUUACUCUAUGAGAGUAAUUACAAGGACGUUUUUUGCUUCCUUCUGUACGCCCCUGUUUUAGUGGACCUGGAUAAAGUGGUAUCACAGCGGAAAAAAAAAAAAUUGUUCCGUCCAUAG
Messenger RNA from Plasmodium cynomolgi strain B, 1833 nucleotides. RefSeq lists its product as hypothetical. Bases 1 to 1833 code for a protein of 610 amino acids. The record is from RefSeq and is a predicted model, not a curated record. NCBI's taxonomy places the organism in Eukaryota, Apicomplexa, Aconoidasida, Haemosporida, Plasmodiidae. The transcript has 3 exons.